AUUGUCGCUUUCAUCACUCAAAACCCUUUCCCCCCCUCCACCCUUUUCCCCUCCCGGGUCGAGUGCUCGAGCUCCGACCAAAUCUCGCAGCGGCUGCAAUCCCCGAGCCCGAAGCGCGGAUCAGCGGAGGAGGACGCCAGAUUCUGAUCUGCGGCCGGCGCGACCCACAGAAAACCGGAGAUGCAGCAGGGCGACGGCACGGAGGCGCAGGUGACGUGGGAGGACCAGCAGAACAUCAACCGCUUCGGUCGCCUCAACAACCGCCUCCACGAGCUCCAGGACGAGAUCAAGCUCGCGAAGGAAACGAAUGAGAACCUUGAUGAUGCUGGGAAUGAACUCAUCUUAUCUGAUGAAGAUGUUGUACGCUUCCAAAUUGGGGAAGUGUUUGCUCACAUGCCAAGGGAUGACGUCGAGACUAGGCUGGAGCAGAUGAAGGAGGAUGCGGCUAAGAAGCUGGAGAGGUUAGAGGAGGAGAAGGAAUCCAUCCUCGCCCAGAUGGCCGAGCUGAAGAAGAUACUGUACGGGAAGUUCAAGGAUGCCAUCAACCUGGAGGAAGAUUAGUAGUAGAGUCGUGACUAUUUGGCCCUCUUUCUAGUUCAGGUGCUGUUUUUGUUUCCCUGCCCUCCCACAAACAUUUGUCUUGUGAUGCUGGCCUGCUUGUGUAACAGAAGCUCUUCUACCCAGAAGAAUCCAGAAAAUAGUUUUUAUUCAUUCUGCGGGUGUAUAUGGAUUGAUUGAAGUUAUUAGCCCUGAGCUUUUCAGUUGGACUUUC
This is a messenger RNA of Sorghum bicolor (sorghum), 772 nucleotides long. RefSeq names its product probable prefoldin subunit 4. Gene Ontology annotation, cellular component: prefoldin complex; cytoplasm. Lineage: Eukaryota; Viridiplantae; Streptophyta; Magnoliopsida; Poales; Poaceae. Gene Ontology annotation, biological process: protein folding. The record is from RefSeq and is a predicted model, not a curated record. Bases 181 to 561 code for a protein of 126 amino acids. The transcript has 3 exons.